GAUGCUAUAAUAGUCUUUCCUGGUCGUUUUCUUGCAAUUCCAACUCCUGACUCACAGUCAUUUUGACGGAACAAGAUGGUUUUAUACUGCCAAGGGCGUGGUAGCCCGUGCUAAGGGGCGUGAUGAGCUGGAAACUGCUCACAUCACCUGCCACCGCUUACGUCACUUGCCACCGCAACAUCCAAUAGGAAAAAUCAACUUCAGUAGCCACCACUGUAAGCCAUGAACAAAUGAAGAGGUGGAUAAUAAAAACAUGGUCUGUAAGCAUUGCCACACUGUUCUUAAAUAUUCUAACAACACAACUAACUUGCACAACCACCUAGCUCGACACCAUGCAGAUCUAAUGCAGCAAAAACAAUCCAGCGUGGCUAAGCCGGUUGAUUCUAAACAGACACGACUCGACAAAGCCUUUCACUGCAAAUUUCCUUCAGGCUCCGUUCGUGCACAGAAGAUAACAUUUAUUUUUAUAACAAUACACCAUACUUUCACCCAUAACGAUUAAUUAAAACGGUUAAAUGGGUAAAUACAUAUUUUUUAUACUUAAUUUUCUUUUCUGGCAUAAUUGUUAAAACACUAGACAUUGGCAUUGUUGUUAAAUCUCUCGACAUGCUUAUUCUGUGCAUUUUGAGCACAUUUUGUGUUAAAUCACAUUAAUUUUGUUCAUCAAAAGUGUGCUUUCACUUUAAUUGAACGUGAGCAAAAAUAGACCGAACGCCGAAACCCCUGCUGCAAUGCUGUUCACGCGACGCUCCUGCUUGAUGCUCACACGCUGCUCCUGGUCCCGGUGUGAAUGCACUCAUUGAUUAACAUGGACGCCGAAAAAAAAAAAGCACUGCUCGCGUGCCGCUCAUGCUUGCGGUGUGAAAGAGGGGUUACGCCCAUAUAGUGUUGUUGAUACAUGGUCAACACACUUGAGCCACGGUACACCAUACCUACGCGUAAACGCAUUACAGAAGUGGCCAUGCCAAAGCUUUACAUGUAGGUUAAGAUGGAGGUUUUGGAGUCCUUAAUGUCGGUGGAAAAAGUGGAGCUUACCUGCGAUGGCUGGACCUUGAAAGCGACCGACCCGUACGUAACCAUCGAGUCUCAUUUUAUUUCAACUGAUUGGGUUUUUGUGUCAAACAUCCUGCAGACCAGAGCACUCUUUGAAAGCCACACAGGGAACAAUAUUGCUAAAUUGCUCACCAAGGCAAUGAAUGAAUGGGGUUUGAAUGACAAAGUGCAAGCAGUUGUAACAGAUAACGCAGCUACGAGCAGUUAGACUGACAGAGACAUCGCACAUUGACAGAGACAUUGCACAUGUUUUGCACAUGUCCUAAACUUGGCAUCACAGGCUGCUCCCGAGAUGCCUGCAGUAUCAAUGCUUCUAGCCAGACUGAGUCGGAUCUCCGCAUUUUUCCACUGGAGCACCAUAGCCAGCCACAAACAAAACAAAAAAAACAGAAACUGCUGGUCCUGCCACAGCACAAGUUAAUGACCGAUGUACCAACACGUUGGAAAAGUGCAUUUGACAUGGUGGAAAGAUUUUUAGAACAGCAAGCUGCUAUCUCUGCUGCACUAUUGCCCCUGCGAUAAGAAAACAAGAGAAAGAUCUGAGCUCCCUUAAAGAGGCAGACAUAACAGCAGCAGAGGCUGUUGCAUUGGCUCUGAAGCCGCUGAAGAACCCCAACUCUCUCUGUCAUCCUCCCUCUGAGAGCAAGGCUUCUGGAAGAGGUGCAUCCGGCCCCGAGUGAUCCCGAGAUGGUGAAGGAGAUGAAAUCUGCUGUGCAUCAGGAUCUCCAGAAAAGGUACACAGGCUUAAAGGAUCAACUCUACUUAGCUUCUGCCUUGGACCCACGCUUUAAGGCCCUGCCUUUUUUGACUGAUGAUGAGCGUGAGGAAGUCUUCGCCCAAUUCACUGAUAACAAGACACUGGCAACUGAAAAAAGCUCAGUAAUUACUGUAUAGUGUGAAUAAAAACUAUGUAUUUUUAUUAUUGAUACACCGCAAUUAUGAAUUUAAACCUAACUAUAUUUUUAUAUACACUAUUUCGAAAAGGGUGAUAACUAUUUACAAUACAAUUCUUUUGGCCUCUGCAUUUAUUGGUCAACUCUGUUGAGAAAGCAGUGAAGCAGAACCAACUGAGGACUCUGGACCCCCAACCAAGAAGAAAAGAGACUCUUGUGCAUUAGCAGAUCUCCUUGGGCAGACAAAAACUUCAGAAGCAGACUCCAUAAAAAUGAGAUGAUGCAGUAGAUGAGGUGAUGAAGUACAAAGAGGUAAAACCAGUACCACCCAGAACUAUUCCACUCAGCUGGUGGAAGGAACAUGAGGUGGAAUUCCCUCUUAUGUCAUACCAAGCUAAGUGAUACCUCUGUAUUCCUGGUAGUAGUGUACGAGCUGAGAGAGUCUUCUCAACAGCUGGUGACAUUGUCACAGCCCAGAGAAGUGCACUGACGCCUGAGCAAACAAAAACCUGCAUGUGCACUAGUUUGAUAACAAAUGCUUCAGAGUUAAAAUGUUAUUGUACUAAAAGGUUAUGAGCUAUAUGAUGGAAACGUCUGUAAUGUAUCCCACAUAGGCACAGUAAAUAAGCCAAAGGUUCUCUGAUCAGCUUAUGUUUACAUUUCUUUUAUAACUUGAAUGUAUAGGAAGAAAUAUACUUUCUGCUACUUACAGUUACAUGCACUUUAGAGGUGUUAAUAAAGCACCUGUUUGUUAUAGUUGUUAUUUGUAUUCAACACAUGUACAAUAUUGUACAGUUUGUUCUUCUAAAUAAACCAUGACAGGAAACAUGCUGGGGUCAAUUUGUUCUUAAACAUUGGUAAUACUGCACACAUUAUUUAAAAAUAUACUCAAGUUCUUAAUUACGUGUGUAUUUACUUAUUAUUGAAUCGAUAUCGAAGCUGAUAAAUCAAUAUCCAAUCAAAAUCGAAUCAAAGCCUCAAGAAUCGAAAUCGAAUUGUUAAAUCCCUAACGAUACCCAGCCCUGCUUUCCACAUGCACAAGCUUUGAUGAGGUAUCUCAUUGUCUGGACAAUAGGUGCGUUUACAUGGACAAUUUUUGCUUCCAUCAGAAUGAAUUCAUUUUGAUUAACAAAUCCGAACGUGGUGUUUACAUGAACGCUAAAUAAAGUGAUCGGGAUGAUAUGCGCGUUAAUGUCAGAAGUUUCUGAUUGGAUUUACUCUUUUGACAUGUGCACAAUGCAUGAAUAUAUAGAGUUUCCCAUUGCUGUCGCAUACUGUUUUAAAAGCACAGGUGAUAUUUUUCUACUUAUAACAAAAAUGCAAACAAACAGACACACAGAGAUUCCUGCCUUUAUUAGAGAAAAUAAUAUGUUUAGCCCCCUCCCUCCGAAACGUAUGAUAUUUGGUUUUGAUUAUUACUGAAAUUUUGAAGCUCAAAAAAAAAUAUAGCUGCAAGCAGCGAUGGCGGGCUCAAGCCACCAAUGCCAUCGCCACCCCGGUGGCAUCAGGUAAAGUGUGCCCAGCGGGCACAUGCAUUCAUAAUAUCCCUCUGGCAGUGAGCUUUUAAAGGAUAUGGCAUGUGAUGGCCUGUUGGUCAGGACUGUUUCCUUGUGUAUGGUAUGUUCUCUGUUGCAGGGGGCGUGGCUAUCAUUUGUCAGCGAGAUUGGGGACACCUGGGCCCAGGUGUUUCACGCCUUUAUAAACCUGCCACUCUCUUUGUGAAGAGAGAGCCCUUCUCUCCCGUGCACUGGUUGUUUUGUUCAUGCAACACGCAACAGUAUACGAUCCAUUCAUUCAAACAUGCACCUCAUUCUACUGACUUUACUGAUUCUCACACGUCACUGUUGUAUUAUGUUAUGUUAGUUGUUGUAUUGGUGUUUUUGUUCAGUUAAUAAAUUUUAUUUUUGUGGGUUAAAACUGCGUCCUUUUAGUUUUGUCAUGGCUUUAGAGCCAGGUCAUGACAAGUGGGGGCUCGUCCGUUGGUUUUGAUCCGUUAUAUCGCUUAAUUGUUAUUUUAUUAAGUUAUGGAGUAGGUGUUGUAUUGUUUUUGGUUUUGUUUUGCGAGGUCGGGUCAGAAUAUUGUGUAUAGUGUGUCGUCAUACUGUACGUCAGCUGAUGUUGAGGAUUCAUUAUUGCUUCGAUCAGGUGUUGGAAUCCUGAGGCGGCAAAGUGGCUUUGUUUGAAGCGGACGCAGUUGAAACUUUGUGUGUGGUGAGUUUGGUUUUUUUUUUUCUCUCUCUCUCUCUCUCUCUCUCUCUCUCUCCUUCUCUCUCUCUUUUUUUUCGACUUUGGUGCGCAACAAUUCAGGUAAAUAAGUGUAUGACUGUGUUACUGAGUUAUUCAUGGGCUGCAAUCGGUGUCCCUGUUAGGUGUAGUGGCGUUGCUCUUUUGGAUUUUUUUUUUUUUUUUUUUUUGGGCUGGGUUUUGUAGUGUUGUGGUGAAGGCGGUUAGAGCAAUUGUCUCGGGCGCACAUCCGUGGUCUGGGGCGAGUCGCCAGGUUCUGGUUGCUUGUCCUGUCCAUCGGGCGUUGGUGCUUAAAUGCCCACCGCCGGUAACUGCAUGAAGAGAAAGGUUUUAGUUUAGGUAGGUAGCUUUUGGGGGCUGAGUUAGUUAGGGGGACAUCCUUUGCUUUUAGAUCUUGGCCAUUGUGUGUUUUGAGUCAUAUACUUGCUGAGCUGUUUUUGCGCAUUUUGAUAAUGUCGAUUGUGGAGGAAUUUAUUGCUUGUCCGUCGGACAUUUGUUGAACACAGGGUUCCAACGAAUUAUAUAGGGACUGGGAUGAGUACAAUGCUUGAUGUUUCGUCUAGUACAAAUAGAGUUUUUCAGUCCGACGGGGGUGGUGGUUCACGUGAAGCGGAUAAACGUUGCAACUAUUGUCAUAAACGCGGUCAUUGGGAGGCUGACUGCUACAUGCUUAAGGCUCAUAAGAUAAAAUUUGUUCCAGGUUCUCAGGUAAAAGGCGCGGGCUUGGCUGUGCCUGGAAACCUGACAACCGGAGAUUCGGGUUACCCUGUAGACAGCUCGUGUUCAGCUGCUAUGAAGUCUUAUUUGCCGUUUGUGAGAAGGGGUUAUGUGAAUCUGGUUGGCAGUGAGGUAAAAGUGCCGGUGAAUAUUUUGAGGGACACGGGAGCAUUUGAUUCAUUUAUUCAGGCAGGCGUGUUACCUUUAUCCAAAGAGUCUGAAAUUGGCAGUUUUAUUCCAGUUCGUGGAAUGGGCUUGAAUGUUUUGUCUGUACCAUUACAUAGAGUGGUUAUUGAUUGUGAUUUGUUUCAGGGCGAAGCUGCGCUUGCUGUGCGCCCAGCGCUGCCAAUUGAGGGAGUCUCUUUGAUUCUCGGUAACAAAUUGGCGGGUACUCGGGUUUGGCCUGAUGUUAUUCCGCCCAUCAUUGCCGAGUUGGCGCCGCAGUUGAGGCAAGAUCCUGAUGAAUGCCAACGGGAUUUUCCUGAGGCAUUUGCAGCCUGCGCUGUAACCCGCGCUAGGGCGCGUGCCAACACUGAGCAUGAAUCUGUUUUUCACACUGGUAAAGGUUUAAAAAAGUUGUCAUUGCCUUUGGCCGAUUUCCCUGUAUCUCUGUCCCAUAGUGAGUUGGUGGCGGAGCAGCAAUUAGAUUCUUCACUGACAGGAUUGUAUGAUCAGGUCAGGCCUGACGGGGAGGUCGAGGACAGCGCCUGUGGAUAUUUUCUGCAGAAUUCUCUGUUGGUGAGAAAAUGGACUUCGCACAGGGGUAAUGUGGUUGGGGACCCUAUCUUCCAGCUUGUUCUACCAGCUAAGCUUAGGCAGUCAGUGUUAAAAAUUGCACACAAUGAGUCGGGACACUCUGGUGUGAAGAAGACAUAUGAUCGUUUGUUGAGACAUUUUUUUUGGCCUUGUUUAAAAAGAGAUGUUUCCUUAUAUAUUAAAACGUGUCAUACGUGUCAGCUGACAGCCAAGCCUAAUCAAGUUUUGAAAUCUGCCCCACUGUAUCCCAUUCCUGCUGUUAGUCAGCCAUUCGAGCAUUUGAUUAUCGACUGUGUUGGCCCUUUACCGCGAUCAAAGUCUGGCGCUGUCUAUUUAUUAACGGUGAUGUGUCAGAGCACCCGCUAUCCAGUCGCAUAUCCGUUGCACACUAUUUCAGCCAGGUCAGUAGUUCGUGCUCUUUCUCAGUUUAUUUCAAUUUUUGGUAUUCCAAAAAUAGUUCAAUCUGACCGAGGGUCAAAUUUCUGUUCUCAUGUGUUUGCGCAAGUUUUAAAACAACUUCGAGUUCAACACAAUCAAGCCUCGGCCUAUUAUGCACAGAGUCAGGGGGCGUUGGAACGCUUUCAUCAGUCAUUGAAAUCACUUCUCCGUUCAUACUGCACUGAGUUGGGUAGGGAUUGGGAAGAAGGGUUACCAUGGUUAAUGUUGUCGGCCAGAGAGGUAACGCAAGAAAGCCUUGGGUUUAGCCCAAAUAAACUUGUAUUUUCCCACACUGUUCGUGGUCCAUUGGCUGCACUGGCCGACCAUUGGAGGGAGACAGAGCCUCCUAAGAAUUUAAUUGACUUUGUGAAUGGUUUUCGCCAUCGUCUGUAUACUGCAGGAAAUCUGGCUAAAGAGAAGUUGACUUCAACACAGGUGAAAAUGAAGUCCUGGUAUGAUAGGAAUACAGAGCGGAGAGUUUUUAAUCCAGGUGACCAGGUGCUUGCUUUGUUCCCUAUUAUCCAGUCGCCAUUCCAAGCCAAAUUUGCAGGACCUUAUAUGGUGGUGAAACAAGUGACGGAGCAAAAUUAUGUGAUUGCUACACCGGAUCGCAGGAAGAGCACACAACUUUGUCAUGUGAAUUUGUUAAAACCCUAUUAUUCCCGCAUGCCCCAGCCGUCACUGUGUUGCGCCCCAUCAAGUGUGGAAGGUUCUAGGUCAGAGGGUGUGUCUGGGAUCACGUUGAGAGAUUAAUUAGGUGGUCCCUGUUCCUGCAAUCGUAUUGCCUGGAUGUCCGUUACAUUAAGGGGACUGACAACGUGGUGGCAGACGCGUUGUCUAGAGCUCCACAGGUUUAAUCUACGGGCUUAAGGUUCCCCUCCUGUUUUUUUUUCCCCAAAUUCCCAAUUUGCUUCCUAGGUGCACGGAUUGCUGAGCUAAGGAAGUGGUAAAGGGGGUGGUGAACUGUGGAACCGGACUGAUUAUGGUCAAGUAAGAGGUUUGUUGUUUUUAUGUAGCUUUGUUUAAUAAUCACGUUCAUAUAGUUUUUUUUUUU
Messenger RNA from Carassius auratus (goldfish), 7155 nucleotides. RefSeq lists its product as uncharacterized. The record is from RefSeq and is a predicted model, not a curated record. Gene Ontology annotation, molecular function: zinc ion binding; nucleic acid binding. Gene Ontology annotation, biological process: DNA integration. The coding region runs from base 4725 to 6854 and encodes 709 amino acids. Lineage: Eukaryota; Metazoa; Chordata; Actinopteri; Cypriniformes; Cyprinidae. The transcript is spliced from 2 exons.